CGUCUGCGUCAACGUGCAUCAGUAAAUUGCGUCCUCCAACCACAUGUCGAGCCUCUUCCUGUCAGGACCUGGAGUGAUUUUUAAGAUAUGGAAGAGUUACCCGCAGAUAUCAGAAGUUUUAUCAGCAACCACCCGUUUUUUCAGCUUACGGACGGCAAAAAGCUCAAAUGCAACCUGAAUGGCCACGAGUUUCCUUGCAGCUUAGCAGAGUUGCAGAAGUUCAUCCAGGGGAAGAAAUACAAGAAACUGAGUUCAGCAGCAGAGUUUAACUACAGCCAGUAUGAGCCACACAUUGUUCCAAGCACAAAGCAACCCAAUCAGCUGUUCUGCAAACUCACUCUCAGACAUCUCAACCGGCAGCCGGAUCACGUCAUACGACACGUCAGCGGGAAACGCUUCAAGAAAGCACUUUCUCAAUAUGAGGAGUGUGUGCAAAAGGGGAUUGAUUAUGUUCCAGCCAGACUGAAACAGAAAAGACCCAAAGAACCGAGAGAAGAAUUCCAUCAGGGGAAGGAAUCAAAACGAUCGAACAUGUGGGAGCCCUCAUCCAGUGAGGAGGAACACAGUGACUCCGAAGACAGCAUGAGCGACCUCUAUCCAUCUUCUAUGUUCACUUUAAAAAAUCAAGUGGCUGAAAGUUUAAAGGGGGUAGAGGACGAGGAGGACUUUCAGACAGAUGAAGAUGAGGAAAUGGAAGUGGAGACACAGGUGGUGCAGCAGAAACGCAAAAAGGUACAGGGUGGAGGUUUUCAGAAGAAAUUCAGGAAUAACCGGUGGAAAUCAGGACGCAAGAAACAGGGAAAAGUUCAAAAUAAAAAGUGAAGUGUAAACGCAAA
This is a messenger RNA of Nothobranchius furzeri (turquoise killifish), 836 nucleotides long. It is a transcript of the gene surf2, whose product is annotated as surfeit 2. The record is from RefSeq and is a predicted model, not a curated record. NCBI's taxonomy places the organism in Eukaryota, Metazoa, Chordata, Actinopteri, Cyprinodontiformes, Nothobranchiidae.